AUGAACUUACAGACGAACAACGACAUGAACAUACAGACGAACAACAUGAACAUACAGACGAACAACAUGAACAUACAGACCAACAACGACAUGAACAUACAGACGAACAACAACAUGAACUUACAGAUGAACAACAUGAACUUACAGAUGAACAACAACAUGAACAUACAGACCAACAACGACAUGAACAUACAGACGAACAACGACAUGAACAUACAGACGAACAACAACAUGAACUUACAGAUGAACAACAACAUGAACAUACAGACCAACAACGACAUGAACAUACAGACCAACAACAUCAGGAACUUAGAUGAACAACAGCAUGAAUAUAUAGACGAACAAUGUCAUAAACAUACAGACGAACAACAUGAACAUACAGAUGAACAACAACAUGAACAUACAGACCAACAACGACAUGAACAUACAGACCAACAACGACAUGAACAUACAGACCAACAACGACAUGAACAUACAGACCAACAACAUGAACAUACAGACCAACAACAUCAGGAACUUACAGAUGAACAACAGCAUGAAUAUAUAGACGAACAAUGUCAUAAACAUACAGACGAACAACAUGAACAUACAGAUGAACAACGACAUGAACAUACAGACGAACAACGAUAUGAACUUACAGACGAACAACGACAUGAACAUACAGACCAACAACGACAUGAACAUACAGACCAACAACAUCAGGAACUUACAGAUGAACAACAGCAUGAACAUAUAGACGAACAAUGUCAUAAACAUACAGACGAACAACAUGAACAUACAGAUGAACAACGACAUGAACAUUCAGACGAACAACGAUAUGAACUUACAGACGAACAACGACAUGAACAUACAGACGAACAACGACAUGAACAUACAGACGAACAACGUCAUGAACAUACAGACGAACAACAACAUGUGCAUACAGACGAACAACGUCAUGAACAUACAGACCAACAACGUCAUGAAUACAGAUAG
Messenger RNA from Pecten maximus, 975 nucleotides. RefSeq names its product sex-determining region Y protein-like. The coding region runs from base 1 to 975 and encodes 324 amino acids. The transcript has a single exon. Lineage: Eukaryota; Metazoa; Mollusca; Bivalvia; Pectinida; Pectinidae. The record is from RefSeq and is a predicted model, not a curated record.